Messenger RNA from Cryptosporidium muris RN66, 1887 nucleotides. Its product is annotated as clptm1 family protein. Bases 1 to 1887 code for a protein of 628 amino acids. The transcript has a single exon. Gene Ontology annotation, cellular component: endomembrane system; membrane. NCBI's taxonomy places the organism in Eukaryota, Apicomplexa, Conoidasida, Eucoccidiorida, Cryptosporidiidae. The record is from RefSeq and is a predicted model, not a curated record.
AUGUCAAGUCAGCUACAAUCUGAAACAAAUGACUCUAUGCGAGAGAGCUCUCAAGAUGAAAGGAGUUGGUUCUCUGGAUUAUUAGGUACUGCCUUACGAAUGAUCUUAUUUCAAAUAGCGAUAAGCUAUUUUAUAGGUAGAAAAAAAGAUAGAGUAGCAGUAGAAACGUCUGGAGGCGAAGUUUUGCCAGUAUUACAUAACUUUUUCUCUCCUGGAGAUAGAUUUGACAUGUACGCACAUAUUGUUUUUGGCGAAGAUAUCUCAAGCAUGGAACUUGAAAAGUUGAGUAAAGAUUUAAUUACUAUGGGGAUUACUUCAAACUCUUCUAAACUUCUUAAUUACAAUGUAUGGAAACUAGAGAAUUUAGAAUAUACAAGUAUGUCAAGUAGUUUAGCAAAAAACGUAACAAUAAUACCACCUUUAGAAUUAUUUGACGAAAAACUAAAUAUUUCAGCCAACUUAAUCAUGACUCUUUUUCCACAUAAAAACAAGGAACUAAUUCCUAUGAACCAUAUUUCAUUAGUGAAGUGGAUGCCUAAAUUAUCUCAAGAGGACUCCUUAGUGAAUCUACUAGAUAAUCCCUCCAAAACAACCUUAGAUAUCAAAAGUACAUCUGGAAAAACGGAUAAUAUGAUAAAGUAUUGGAAAAAUUCCAUAGAUCUGAGGGUUAUAUUUGACCAGCAAACAUACUCAACAAAACAAGCUCAUAUACCACCACUAUCAUAUAUGCAAUAUAGCAUCAACCUAGGAGUAUACUUACCCAUUGUAUACCCAUCUGACUUCUGGUGCAUUGAGAAGAAUUUUGUUGCCCUAAACUCAACCUUGAUUGGAAAACCACUAAAUUUGACUCUAACUUUUGAUACAUUUACUUUGUUUAAAUAUUCUAUCCAGAGACAAAUGGUAGAUUCCUGGGAGUUUCAAAAUCACUAUGGUCUAGGCCAAAACCAAAGAGACAUUUUUAUGAUUAAGAGAAUUUUUCUUGAAACUAAUAGAUACUAUUUGAUGUUUAGUUUUGUUUUUUUCGUACUACAUUCAUCUUUUCAGGUUUUAGCAUUUAAGAAUGAUAUUUCAUUUUGGCACAAUAAUGAAUCAAUGCACGGUCUAAGUGGACUUUCAAUUUUUGCUUCCUUUAUAUCGGAACUCAUUAUUGGGUUAUAUUUAUUGGAUUCAAAUGAGACGAGUUGGAUUUUACUUGUAGAGAUUUUUAUUGGAAUAUCAAUUUCAGCUUGGAAAAUGUGGAAGGCAAAAAUAUUUGUUCUUUCUAAAAAAUUCCCAUAUAUAAACUUUAAACAGGUAUUCAAUGAUACUUCAGAAACAGAUAAACACCUAAAAAAUUCUGAAACUCUAACCAGACAUUACGACUAUGUGGCAAUAAAAUAUAUGUCAAUCAUGUUAAUACCAUGUACAUUUGGUUAUGCAAUUUACUGUCUCAAUCACUACAAAUAUCGUAGCUGGUAUUCAUUCUUUAUAUCUGUUCUUGCUGGCACAGUAUAUACAUUUGGCUUUAUUAUGAUGACUCCUCAGCUAUAUAUAAAUUAUAAAUUAAAAUCUGUAGAUCAUUUGCCAUGGAGAUAUCUUAUAUACAAGGCAUUAAAUACUUUUAUUGAUGAUAUCUUUUCUUUCAUCAUAGAUAUGCCUUGGAUGCAUAGAUUAGCUUGUUUCAGAGAUGAUGUUAUCUUCAUAAUUUACAUAUACCAACGCUGGAUUUAUUCUGAGGACAAAUCACGUGGACAUUUAUCUGGAGAUAAUGAAUUAGUUAAAACUGCCAAUACAGUAGAAGAAAGAGAUGAGAAUAUGAAAGAAAUAGAAGAUAUAACAUCAAAUAAAGAGACUAAUCUAAAUUAUGAGGGCAUUAGACUUCGAAAUUCCAUUAAGAAUCAAAAUUAG